Messenger RNA from Lolium perenne, 384 nucleotides. Its product is annotated as B3 domain-containing protein Os03g0212300-like. NCBI's taxonomy places the organism in Eukaryota, Viridiplantae, Streptophyta, Magnoliopsida, Poales, Poaceae. The record is from RefSeq and is a predicted model, not a curated record.
AUGGUGGAUGAUGACGCAACCGACAACCUGAUCGUCUAUGAGUUCCUUGUUUUCCUCCCAGCGGGCUUCAAGUGCUGGCUCAAGCUGCUGGGCAAGUUCGCCUGCGAACUCCGCAAGUACCCUUCCUGCAAGCUGUGGAUCCGAGAGGGAGGCGGUAACCAGCCUAGCUGGGACCUAAAGGUGUGGCAGGACGACCGCAUGAACAUGUUCCUGAUCGGGGGAUGGCAAGAGUUUGCGGCUCAUUAUGAGCUGCAAGUAGGCUACGCCGUGAAGCUCCAGUCCCGCGGCUAUGGCCACUUGUCGGAGAAGAUCUUCGAUGACAGCAUGUGCCGCUGGAGUUACUACCCUCCGCUUGAGGAUGAGUUCGGCCCCUCCACUCCGUAG